AUGCCAUAAUUUGAUAUGACAGGAGAUUAUCCUACUAUAGGGAUAACUGAUUUUUAAUUAUUUCUAACAGCUCCAGAAAAAUAUAUUGACAUACAUUAACUAGGAUUACCUAUCGAAGGGUGUUUAUUAGACAUUUCUGAAUUUAUUGAAGGUUGUGCUUUUUGUGUUAGAGGUGCAUGCUUACAUUGUUAAGAAGGGUGGCAAUAUGCAGAAUAAGUUUAGAGAUGCUCACCAAUAUGUGGAGAUUUUAAACUUGUCGAAAAUGAAUAAUGUGAUGAUGGCAAUGAGAUACCUUAUGAUGGGUGCUUUCAAUGUUAAUUCUCUUGUGACUAAAAUUGUAUUAAUUGCCAAAUGGGUAUUUGUUAUGAGUGUUAAUUUGGAUAUUAUAUAAACUUAUUAGAUAAAUCUUGUUUCAGUAUUUGUGGCGAUGGAAUAGUUGCUUCUAAUGAAUCAUGCGAUGAAGGAAACAUGAUAUUUUAAUCUAGAUGUUAAAACUGUUAAAUUUAAUGUCAGAAGGAAUGUUUAAGUUGUAUAUCUGGAUAGUGUUAUUCAUGUAAAGGAUUGGGAUGGGAGAUCGACUUAGUCUCUAGAGAAUGUAAGUCUAAUUGUGGAGAUAAUAUAAUUGUUGGAAAUGAGUAAUGUGAUCAUGGAAAUGAACUUGAUUAAGAUGGAUGCUUUUAAUGUUAAUCUAUAUGUGAACUAGGAUGCACAAAAUGUUUGGAUAGAGUUUGCUUAGAAUGUUAAAUUAAAGGUUGGCAAUUAUAUGAAAAUUGAUGCAUUUCUAUUUGUGGAGAUGGCAUUGUAGUAGGAAAUGAAAAGUGUGAUGAUGGAAAUUUAAUUCCAUUUGAUGGAUGCUUUGAAUGUUAAUUUGAUUGUUAAUCUGAAUGUACAGAUUGCUAAUCAGGAUUAUGUUAAGCUUGUGAACUAUUAGGUUGGCAGUUAAUUAAUCAUCGUUGUCAUUCUAUUUGUGGAGAUGGAUUUAUUGUUGAUGGGUAAGAAGAAUGCGAUGAUGGAAAUGAUUAAGCUAAUGAUGGUUGCUAUUAAUGUAAAUUUUAAUGUUCAGAUGGUUGUGUCGAAUGCCAAUAAGAUAAGUGUCUUAAAUGUGAUAAUUUGUAUUUAUUGGAUACUUAAACAUCAAAAUGUAUAUUAAUACAUAUCAAUGAUGACGAAUAAGAUAUUGAUUUGAGUUGUUUAUAGUGUAAUUAAUUAGCCAAUUUUAGAUGUGGAGAAAAUCAAUUACUUAUUGACUAUAAAUGCGUCAAUUAAUGUGGAAAUGGACUAUUUAAUAAUUAAUAUGAAGCAUGCGACGAUGGUAAUUUUUAUGGAGGAGAUGGAUGCUCUUCUUUUUGUAAUAUUGAAGAUUCAUAUCAAUGUGAUAUUGAGUAAGGCUCAUAAAGUUUAUGCACAUAUAUCCAAGCUCCAGAAUUUUAUUUAAACAUUCUUUCUGGUAAAACCAACUCAACUCAAACUGUAGAAUGA
Molecule: messenger RNA, 1479 nt
Organism: Paramecium pentaurelia
Lineage: Eukaryota; Ciliophora; Oligohymenophorea; Peniculida; Parameciidae
Source: the annotation of a GenBank genome assembly